This is a messenger RNA of Psammomys obesus (fat sand rat), 4537 nucleotides long. It is a transcript of the gene Ccbe1, whose product is annotated as collagen and calcium binding EGF domains 1. Gene Ontology annotation, molecular function: calcium ion binding. The transcript has 11 exons. The record is from RefSeq and is a predicted model, not a curated record. Lineage: Eukaryota; Metazoa; Chordata; Mammalia; Rodentia; Muridae. The coding region runs from base 56 to 1282 and encodes 408 amino acids.
ACAGCGCAGGGAGAGAGAGGGCUCGCGCGCCGGGAAGAAGCGGAGAGCUUCCCCGAUGGUGCCGCCGCCUCCUCUGAGCCGGGGAGGAGCAGCCAAGGGGCAGCUGGGCAAGAGCCUGGGGCCGCUGCUGCUACUCCUGGCGCUGGGACACACGUGGACCUACCGAGAGGAACCCGAGGACCGCGACAGAGAAGUGUGCUCGGAAAACAAGAUCACCACGACCAAAUACCCGUGUCUGAAGUCUUCGGGCGAGCUCACCACGUGCUUCAGGAAAAAAUGCUGUAAAGGAUAUAAAUUUGUUCUUGGACAGUGUAUUCCAGAAGAUUAUGACAUCUGUGCCCAAGCCCCCUGCGAACAGCAAUGCACGGAUAACUUCGGCCGAGUUCUGUGCACGUGUUACCCCGGGUACCGAUAUGACCGCGAGAGACACCAAAAGCGGGAGAAGCCGUACUGCCUGGAUAUCGACGAAUGCGCCACCAGCAACACCACCCUGUGUGCGCACAUCUGUAUCAACUCCAUGGGCAGCUACCGCUGUGCAUGCCGGGAGGGCUACAUCCUCGAGGACGAUGGAAGGACGUGCACCAGGGGAGACAAAUACCCCAACGACACAGGACAUGAGGAGAAGUCUGAGAAGGAGGUGAAAGCUGGGACUUGCUGUGCCACCUGCAAGGAGUUCUCCCAGAUGAAGCAGACGGUGCUGCAGCUGAAGCAGAAGAUCUCUCUGCUUCCCAACAAUGCUGCUGAACUGGGCAAGUAUGUCAAUGGUGACAAGGUGCUGGCUUCAAACACCUACCUUACAGGACCUCCUGGCCUGCCUGGGGGGCAGGGCCCGCCUGGCUCACCAGGACCCAAGGGCAGCCCUGGAUUUCCCGGUAUGCCAGGCCCUCCUGGACAGCCUGGCCCACGGGGCUCAAUGGGACCUAUGGGACCAUCCCCUGACCUGUCUCACAUUAAGCAAGGCCGGAGGGGCCCUGUGGGCCCACCAGGAGCACCAGGAAGACAUGGCUCCAAGGGGGAGAGAGGAGCACCUGGGCCCCCAGGGUCACCGGGGCCCCCAGGAUCUUUCGACUUCCUGCUGCUUGUGCUGGCUGACAUUCGAAAUGACAUCGCCGAGCUUCAGGACAAGGUGUUCGGGUACCGGACUCACUCUUCUACAGAGGACUUCCCCCUACCUCAGGAAUUUUCCAGCUACCCAGAGACUCUGGACUUUGGGUCCGGAGAUGAGUACUCCAGAAGAACUGAAGGGAGGGGCUCUGAGGCCCCAAGAAACUUUUAUCCAUAGCACAUCCUGUAUCUUCGUGCCACCAGAAGAGAAGCAUGCCUUCGGCCAGUCAUAGCAGCUAAAGAAAAAUACCACUGGAGGCCUAAAGCCUUUGUCUUUUCUGUCUUUCUGCCUUGUCCUUGCUGCUUCCAGGCCCUGUUUUCCAAGUAUCCUGCACAUCACACUAGCUACAGGAGGACGUGGUGGGUUAAUGUGCUGUUUUGGAAGAGCCAAUGGGUGGUUUUCAUCAGAACCUUCCUUGACAUCAUGGUUUUUCAAGAGCUUUUGGAUUUCUGAGUUAAUUGCUCCCAUGGAAUCUUAGUGCAAAAAGGGGGAAACUGUCAAAAUGGAUUCUUAUAAGCAUAAGGUUCCUUCUAAAAAGAAACUUGUGUUCGAAAUACUUCACUAUUCAUUCUCUACUGUCAGGAGGAAGGCUCUUCAGUUGGGGGUGAGAGGAGAAUGCAGAAUGAUGUUGGUAGAAGAUGAGUUUUCCUUAUCAACCUCACAGAUUUCAAAUUUUGCAUAUUAUAUAUACAUAUAUAUAUUUGGUUGCAGAAACAAGAGAAUAAAAAAGGAUGUGAGAAUGUGUUAGGAGAGAUAAAGAAUUAGCCUUUUAUUUCCUGUUAUAAGGGUUGCCACAAUUUAAAUUUUUAAAUAUGACAGUAAAGGAUUCAUGCAAAUCCUACUUGGAGACGGAAGUUCCUUUGGUUGUGGGGCUGAAUCAUGUUUUCUAAGGGCCCUGUACACUAAAACAGAGAGCUCCUGGUGGCCAGGAAGUUUGAAGACUUUGGUUAGAAGAGCUCCAUACAUGUCAGAUGAUUUGAUAACUAAGGUGCCUGGCCUUAAAGAAGUACCAAAUGCCCUGGCCCUGACCAGGUGGCCAGAUGUGCUGUCAGGCUCUGAUCCUUCUCAAUCAAGGCUAAAGGAAAGCUGCUGGCCUGGAAUCUUGGCCAAGGAGAAAAGGAGAAAAGACUUCACUUAAAGCUAGAUCACCAGCAGCUGACUAAUCUGCUCUAAGACAUUUGAAGUUCUUAUCAGAGCCAGCCUAGCUUACCAGCACGCUUCGAACAAUAAACAGAGCACAGGUCUCUGAGAUAGAAGAGGAGGGGGAUUUGCUUCUAACUUGGCAUAAUUUUCCACUGUUUUUCCCUGAGUUAGUUAAAGUCCCUGUUGUUGUAGGUCUCCUUAACCUUGUUCUCCUGUGAGGAAAGCACACAUCCCAUGCCUGCCUGAGUCUUUUCUUGGUGUACUUCUAGUUCCCCAGGGACUCAAGUUCCCAGAAGUGAGCAAGAGGCCAGGUUCCUUCUUGGUGUCUUUGGGGUCUCUUGUUCCUUAGUGAGCACCCUUUCCCUGGGCAUGCAGCUUGCUCCUUUGCAUUUUUUGACUGCCUCAGUCUUUCUCUUGAGCUUCCCAGGGGAUCUUGCUCACAUGAUCGCCCACACCAGGGUCUCUGUUGGCUAUCCCGCAGGGCCCCGUUGUAUUGCUAAGAGGUUUGUGUUUAUCUUUUCCCUAUAUCCUUUUAGACUCCAUCAUCUCCCCAUCCAUACUGUGACAACUUGUUGGAAGAAGCCGGAUAUUUGGUUUGCAUGACACUGCACUGCACUGUCCAUUUUUUCCUGAGCAAUGAGAAGGGGCUCUGUCUCGGGAGCUCAGGAGCAAUGAGAAGGGGCUCUGUCUCGGGAGCUCAGGAGCCCAGUGGUGUUUCGCUUUCUCUCCCCUGUUUUGCUUCCCCUCAUCCUUCUUUCCUGCCUCUCUUCCCUUCCUUCUCUUUUCUCUCCUUUUUUCUUUUCUUUUGUCCCUUCUCUGCUUCCUUCUUCCCUCGAUCCCUUUCCCUGCUUCUCUCCCUUUCUUUCUGUUCUCUCCUUUCCUUCCUUCCCUCCCUUCAUCUCUCUCUCCACUCUCCCUUCAAUUCCCUCUUUCUUCCUUUUCCUUUCUUCUUUCCUUCCCUCUCUCCCCCCCUCUCUCCCUCUCUUUCUCCCUGCCUGCCUGUCUUCCUAUCCUGUUAGAGAGGCAGGAUUCCCACCCAGUCUUGCCAAAUCCCCCAGUGGCUAUCCACCAGCAGUUCACAAUGAAGACAAACACACACUUGCCCUGCUUGCUUGCUGUCUCUUCCCCCUUCCCCCUCAGAGCCUGAGCAUCACUACAGAUGGCCUUGCCACCAUGGGUUCCUGAGGAGACAGAUGCAACCACAGUCAGGUCCCAUCUGGAAUCUAUUUAGUGCCUGCCUGUUUAUAGAACCCACCACCUAAAGGGUGUGGAUGGAUGAAUUCUCAAAACUAUGCAUAGGCUCUGUGAGCAAUGAUUAUGUCCAUCUUUUUAAUGAGGAAUUUUAUAACUACUUUUUAUGUCUACUUUUCCUAGGCAGUGAAAUGUGUGUGUAGAAACAUAGCCUUUAUUGCCAAAUGCUGGCAAAAUGCACGCAUACUCCACGCUUGGCUGGAGGCCAAGCCAAUGUAUUAAAGGAAUGAAGUGAAAGUCAUAAUAUCUGGGAUUCGCAAGUCUGUUCCAGAUAAUAUCUCCAGGAAAACAUACAAUAGCAAAAUACAAAUACAAAAAACAAAAUAGUGUUUUGUAACCUCAAUCUGCCAGAGCAUUGUCAAUUUAGAUAAUCAUUACUCCUCAGAUUUUCAAAACUUGGACUGCUAACUAACUAUACGACCAAAGUAUGUCCUCUACUUGUCCAAAUUAUAGUUUUUUAGUGAUAAGGCAUUGUUGCUCACAUAUCUUUCAGUUGUGGAUAGAAAAAUCAAAGCUUUACCAUCUAAACAAACUUCUGCUCAAAAUCCCAUGGGAAGGAUAGUUCAAAACAGAUUGACUGAGUCACUUCCUGUCUCAUGGGGAAAAUGUUUUGGUUUUUUUAUACCUUCUUCAACCCUAUAAUAGAAAUGUUCAUUUUUCUAAUAUCUCUACAACUAAGACUUGGUUAUAAAUUGCCUCUGCAUUUAUAAAACAAUGAGAAUAAAAAUUCACUGAAAAUAAAGUAAGGAAGACAUGCAUUUUUAGUUCAGGAAAACUGAAUUUCCCAGUUCCGGAUUCAUAUUUUCCAGAGGGAAAGAUAAUCAGCUUUCCUGUGCCAAAUAAGUGUUAGGAGCCAGGUGUACUGGUGUACAUCUGUAAUCCCAGCACCGGAGAAACAGGGAGAGGCAGGUCAGGAGUUCAGGGUCAACCUCAGCUACAUAACAAGUUUGAGGCCAGCCUGGGCUAUAUGAGAACCUAUCUCAAAAUAAUAAUGAUGAUAAUAAUAAUAAAUAAUAAUAAUUAGGAGGGGAUUGGAGA